AUGAUUGAUAAUGAAUACAACUUUCUAAAUAGAAAUAAUAAUAAUAAUAAUAAUAAUUAUAAUAAUAAUAAUAAUAAUAAUAAUAAUAAUAAUAAUAAUAAUAAUAAUAAUAAUAAUAAUAAUAAUAAUACCAAUAAAAUAAUUUUCCUUUUUCAAUAUAAAAAUAGAAAAUUAAGAUUUUGCCCAAUUAUUUCCAAAGAUGAAAUAAAUAAUUUUUUUUUGAAUAUAUUUAAUGAAAUUGAAGAAACGGUACUUGAUUUUAAUAGUAAAGGGGGUACCACCAAAGAAUUUAUUAAAUUUUUUAAAGAUUUAAUUACUUAUUUUACAAAUAAUAAUAAUAAUAAUAAUCAAUACCUUAAUGUUUAUAAUAAUACAUUCAUUAAUUGCUUAAUUUAUAGAAUUAAACAUUAUUUAAGACAGAAUGUUUAUUCUUUAGAAUUUUUAAUUAGUCAAAAAUCAACAUUAUUAAAUGACCAAAUUAAACAAUUGAAUCAUAGUUUUUUAAUUAAUUCAAUUUUAGCCCAAUUAUUUAAAAUAUCAGUUUAUGAUAAUACUACUUUUAUUUUAGAUGAUGAUAAUUCAAAUAUAUUAGAUUCAAUAAUUGAUUCAUUUUUAUCAAUUAUCUUAAUAUCAAUUUCAAAAUUAGAUUCACUUAAAAGAGGAGGUACAAUUAAUAAUAAUAAUGUUAGUUAUAAAAGUAGAAAUAGUAGAAAUAAAAAUAAAUAUGAUAAUGAUGAUGAUUAUGAAGAAGUAGAAGAAGAAGAAGAAGAAGAAGAUAACGAAGAUGAUGAAUAUAAUCUUCAAAAAUUUAUAUUCAACUUUUUAAAAUUAUUUAAAAAAGAUAAUCAAGAUAAUUUAGCACCAAUAACAUCAACAUUUUGGGAUUACUUUAAUUUAUAUAUAAAUAAUAAAAAUAGGAAUAAAAAGUUUGAAUUAUACAAUCAAUCAAUAAUACAUUACUUGAAUAUUACUUUAGAGAUAACUAAAGCUUUAUUAAAAUUUCAAAAAAAUAAAGAUCAUCAAAACAAUAAUAAUAAUAAUUAUUUAAUAUCACCAAUUUCUAAACUUUUAAAUUAUCAAUUUGAAAAUAAAUUUGAAAAUUGGAGUUUAAUUUCAAAAUUAGUUUUAAAUUUCAUUAAAAAAAAUACUCAAAUAUUAAUAAAUCUCACCACCGCCACUACUACUACAACUACAACUACUACAAAUAAUAAUAAUAAUAGUAAUAAUAGUAAUAAAAAUUAUAAUAAUAAUUUGGAAUCAAUAAUAAAUCAAUUUUCAAAAAUAAUGGUAAUUUUAUUUAGGUAUAUAGAGAUAACAUCACCAUUAAUUAGUUUAGAUACACUAUUCGAAGAGAUUUAUAAAUUUAUAGUUUUGUUAUCAUUUUUACAAGAAUCAGCAUCAAAUCCUUCUAUUAAUGAUACUGCACCAUCUUAUAAUAAAAUUAUAGAAUUAUUUAAACCAGAUUAUUCAUCACCAUCAUCUUUAUCUUCCUCUUCUUUUUCAGAUCUCUAUUUAAAAUCAAAUAUUGAACCAGCAUCAUUAGAUUUAAUUAAUACGAGUUUAUUUUUAUGUUUAAUAAAUUACUAUAAAAGAAAAUUAAAUUCUCCUUCUCCUUCUACCACACCACCAAAAUCAAAUAACAAUAAUAACAAUAAUAACAAUAACAAUAAUAUAAUUCAGAAAUUGAUAAAUAUAUAUAAUAAUGAAUCACCAAGUAUAGUAUCAACAUUAUUAAAUAAUAAUAAUAAUAAUAAUAAUAAUAAUAAUAAUAAUAAUAAUAAUAAUAAUAAUAAUAAUAAUAAUAAUAAUAGUCAAAUAACACCAAUCGUAUAUAGAAUUAUAACAUUUAAAAGAGCAUUUAACAGUUUUUCAUUUGAACAAAUUAAAAAUCCAUAUGAAGAAUUAUAUCAACAAUUUAAAAAGAGUAAAUUGAAUUCAUCUUCUGUUCAAGUCAUUAAAGAAUUGGAUACACCAAUUUCAACAUUUAAAUGUUGGUUUUCAAAUUUAAUUUCAAUUGCAGUUUUAUGUAUUGAUAGUAUUGGUAUUAAUAAUAAUAAUAAUAAUAAUAAUAAUAAUAAUAAUAAUAAUAAUAAUAAUAAUAAUAAUAAUAAUAAUAAUAAUUCAAUAGUAACAACAACAACAACUACAACAACAACAACAACAACUACAUGUGAUCAAUUAAAAAGAAUUAUAAAAUCAAUGACAUUAUUAAUUGAUUUUUCAAGAUCAGAAACUAUACUUUUACAAGCUGGUUAUUUAAUAUUAAAUGGUAUUUUCAGUGUAAUGAAUUUAAUGAUUCAAUAUCUAUUUUCUUUUGAAGAUAUUUUAAUUUCAUUAAUUAAAGAUAUUACAACAAUCAUUGUAACAAAUAUUUUUGAUAAAAUGUAUCCAAAUCAAAAUUUGAAAUCAUUAUUUUCAAAUAUUAAUAAUAAUAAUAAUAAUAAUAAUAAAAAUAAUUUUAAUAGAGAAUUAUGGUCAAAAUUUAUUUUACAUCAAUAUAUUAGGUUUAUAAAAAAAGAUUCAAAAUAUUUUAAUAAUUUCUCAUUCAAUUUAGAAAGACAUUUUAAAUCAUUUGAAAAAUCAGUUCAAGAGAAAUAUAUCGAAUAUAUUCAUUUAUUAGUAUCAACUUUUGUAAAUAAUCCAAUUAAUAAUUUAUCAUUAUUAAAUAAUCAAAAUAAUAAUAAUAAUCAAAAUAAUAAUAGAUAUAAGAUAGUAUCAAAUAAUCAAUCAUUUUUUAAUCCAAUAACAGUUCAACUUUAUUCAAUUUAUACAAAACAAUCAAUUAAUUUUAUAAAGAGUAUUGGUGAUUGUUUAAUUGGGAAAUUUAAAUUAACAACUUUACCACCAACAACAACAACAACGACAACAACUACAAUUGAUAUUAAUCAAUACUUUUUAAAUAUUAAUAUACCACCAACAUUUAAAAAUAAUAAUAAUUUUCAAAUUUCAAAUGAUUAUAAUAUAUUUUUAAUAUCAAUUUAUUGUUUUACAAAGAUAUUAAAAGAUGAAGAAUUUAAUGAACAUUUUUUAAAGAGAUAUCAAAAUCAAUUUAUAAAUAUAUUUAUGUUGGUACUAAUUGAUCCAAUUUUAUUAUUUGAAAUUGAAUUACAUCAAAAGUAUAUCGAUCAAUUCCUUUUACUAUCAAUACCGACUUCAACUUGUUUAGUAUUUAAAAAUCAUUACCUUUUCAAGGAUAAUCAAUUCAUGUUAUCAACAAAUCUUUCAAAAACUUCUGAAAAAAGAAAAUUAAUUUUACAAUUUUUAAAAAGAAUUGAAAAUCAAUAUCAAAUUGAUAAACCAUUACCAACUUCAAAAAUUAAUUUAACAAUUACAACAACAACAACUUCACCCCAAAAAACUUUACCACAACAACAAAAACAACAACAACAACAACCUUCAAAAAUACCAGAAUUCGAUUGGUUCGAUUAUCAAAUUAGAUUUUUAAAUUCAUUUGAAGAAAGAUCAAAAGUUUAUGAUUUAGAGAAUAAACAUAUAUCAAACAGUAUUUCUAAAAUGUCAGUUUUAAUGGCCUAUGUAAAUAUGGUAGUUGUAAUUUGUCCACAUUUUAUUAUUGAUUUAAAAGAGAGUAAUAAAAUUAAUAAUAUUAAUAAUAAUAAUAAUAAUAAUAUAAAUAAUAAUAUAAAUAGUAAUAAUACAAUAAAAACUAUAACAAAUAAUAAUAAUAAUAAUAAUAAUAAUAAUAAUAAUAAUAAUAAUAAUAAUAAUAAUAACAAUCAAAAGAAUUUAAAUAAUAAUAAUAAUAUUAUUAGUAAUAAUAGUAUUGGAUCAAAAUUUAUAGAUUUAUUUUUAAAAGAUUUAGAAUAUAAGAAUGUAAAAGAUUUAAAUCAAUUGAUUUAUUCAUUUGAUAAAGUAUUUCCAAAUUAUAAUUAUUGGUUUUCAAAGAUUUUCAUUCACAUAUUAAAAUCAUUUGAUCAACAAAUGAAUCAAAGGAAAAAGAAAUCUUUUAAAAAUUUAUCAAUUCAUUUAUUAAAAUUUGAAAAGUUAAAAUCUUUUAUAUUGAAUGAUUUAUUUGGUUUUUAUUUUAGUGGUAAUGGUAGUGCUUGUAUUCAUACACAAUUGGUUUUAAUUAAAUUUACAAAAUAUUUAUUUAAAAAUAAUAUAAAAUAUCAAGAAAUUGAUUUACAUAAUAUAAUUCAACAUAAUUUUAUUUUAAUUUUUAAAUCAAUUUUUAUUGGUAAUAAUAAUAAUAAUAAUAAUAAUAAUAAUAAUAAUAAUAAUAAUAAUAAUAAUAAUAAUAAUAAUAAUAAUAAUAAUAGUUUUAUAAAUUUCAACCAAAAGUCAAUAUCAAGUAAAAUUGAAAUUUUUAAAUUAUUUAAUUCUUUCCUUUAUUGUUAUUCUUCAAGAUUGGAUUUAUUAUCAUUAACAAAUGAAAAUGAAAAUAGUAAUAAUAAUAAUAGUGAUGAAAAUCAAAAUGAUAAUAUAAAUUUAAUUAUAAUGAAAUUAAUCAAACAUUUCAUUAAAAUUAUAAUUCAAAUAAUUUAUAAUGAUCCAAUAAAUCAAGUACAACAAAAUUUAAAGGAAUCUCAUAAUACAAGUAUAAGAAAUAGUUUAAUUAAAUUAAAAACUUAUUUCUUUCAAAGAAAUACUAAUAAUAAUAAUAAUAAUAUCAUUGACUUUGAAAGAUAUCCAAAUGAACAAACAAUUAUAGAUAAUAGGGAUUCAAAAGAAUUAUUAGAGUCAAUAUUUAAAUUUUUAAUAACUCUUUAUGAUUUUGGUAAUUUUGGAAGACAAUUAUUUUUUAAAACCUCUCAAAAAAUCUCAAAAUACCUAAUUUCAACACAAGCUAAAAAUAUUCUUACAAAAAGAUAUUUUAUAUUAAUUGGUCAAAUGCAUUUUACCCAAAAUAUAAUACCAAUCAAUUUUAUAAAUAAUAAUAAUAAUAAUAAUAAUAAUAAUAAUAAUAAUAAUAAUAAUAAUAAUAAUAAUAAUAGUAAUAACCAAAAUAAUAACCAAAAUAAUGGUAUCAUUCCCAAAGAAAAAAUUGAAAUGAUGUAUUUUAGAAGAGAGAGACUAUUAAAUAAAUUUUUGAAAAAAUAA
Messenger RNA from Dictyostelium discoideum AX4, 5058 nucleotides. RefSeq lists its product as hypothetical. Lineage: Eukaryota; Evosea; Eumycetozoa; Dictyosteliales; Dictyosteliaceae. The record is from RefSeq and is a predicted model, not a curated record. The transcript is spliced from 4 exons. The coding region runs from base 1 to 5058 and encodes 1685 amino acids.